Messenger RNA from Stegastes partitus (bicolor damselfish), 1270 nucleotides. RefSeq names its product galectin 8a (gene lgals8a). Gene Ontology annotation, molecular function: carbohydrate binding. Bases 68 to 1009 code for a protein of 313 amino acids. The transcript is spliced from 9 exons. The record is from RefSeq and is a predicted model, not a curated record. NCBI's taxonomy places the organism in Eukaryota, Metazoa, Chordata, Actinopteri, Pomacentridae. Gene Ontology annotation, cellular component: cytoplasm.
CGUGCUGACGUCUGAUUAGGAAGUAAACAAACGAACAAGCCGCUGAUCGCAACGUUUCUGCGCCAAAAUGUCGAUUUCAAACCCCAGACAGACUUUUCUAAACCCGUCGAUUCCCUUCGCUGGGACGAUCCUGGGUGGUUUGCAGCCAGGGGAGAUGGUUGUGAUCCAGGGCUCAGUGCCGUCUGAUGCUGACAGGUUUCAGGUAGAUUUCACGUGUGGCAGCAGCGUGAAGCCGAGGGCCGACGUGGCGUUUCACUUCAACCCGAGGCUUGUGAAGUCGUGUAUCGUCUGCAACACGCUGCAGAAGGAGCGCUGGGGCCGAGAGCAAAUUCUGUACCAGAUGCCCUUCAGGGCUGGGGCCGCGUUUGAGAUCAUCAUCCUCAUCCAGAAAGACCAGUUUAAGGUGGCCGUGAACGGAGCUCAUGUGUUGGAGUAUAAACACCGGAUGGACCUGGAGCGAGUCGACACCAUCCUCAUGUCCGGAAAGGUCAAAGUUCAGGCUGUGGGCAUCGUGGCCCCGAGUUCAAGUGCCGUCUCUCCUGCUGCCAGUCUGACUUCUCAGAACUCAGAGAUGAACCAGAUCAUUUCCUCAUCAGGCGACUUGGGCGUUCCCUUCAGCGGGCAGCUGCUCAAAGGGCUGAGCGUGGGACGCAGCAUUGUAGUCAAAGGAGAAACCAAUCAGAACGCACACAGUUUCGGUGUGAACCUGCGAGUGUCGAGCGGCAACGACAUUGCUCUUCAUCUCAACCCUCGUGUGAAGAAAGGGCUCUUCAUCAGGAACUCCCUCCUGUCGGGGUGUUGGGGCCCUGAGGAGACGAAGCUGGCCUCCUUCCCCUUCGCAGCAGGACAGUACUUUGAGAUGAUCAUCCUGUGUGACUCUCAGCACUUCAGAGUCGCCGUCAACGGCGUCCACCAGCUGGACUACAAACACCGAGUCCAGGAUCUGAUCCGCAUCGACCAGCUGGAGGUGCUGGGCGACGUCUCGCUGCUCGACGUCAAGAUCCUCUGAACUUUUUUUUUUUUUUUUUUAGCAAUAAUUCAUCAAACACGUCUAUCAUGUCUUUAAAUGUUUUACCACUAAACCUCUGAAGCCAUAAAAUCAAGUCCUAAUGAGUCUGAUGAGUCUGAACCAAGCUGGCAGACUGAAGCACAUUAAACCACUAAAACACUUUAAUUUCUGUAAAAGCACUUUGUGAAGCCUCGACUUAUCAGAUGCGAUUCAUCAUGUGGAUGUUAAUUUGAAACUAAUAAACUUUCUAUGUGAGGCGGU